Messenger RNA from Dendrobium catenatum, 951 nucleotides. RefSeq lists its product as uncharacterized. The coding region runs from base 1 to 951 and encodes 316 amino acids. Lineage: Eukaryota; Viridiplantae; Streptophyta; Magnoliopsida; Asparagales; Orchidaceae. The record is from RefSeq and is a predicted model, not a curated record. The transcript is spliced from 3 exons.
AUGGAAAAGCUUUCUUCUGUUCCUUGUUCUGACUUUUCAAACAAUCCAGUAAAUCAAUCUGUAAUUGGUGGAACUGGUUUAAAGGAAGCUGUAGUGAAGAAUUCUGAAGGAGUUAAAUUGAAUGUUGUUAAUGCGUGGAAGAAGACACAACACAUAAAGUUAAACUAUGACAUGGAUUCGACUCCUGUUACUGAUGAUGGGAUUGCAGUAAUUAUGAAUUGUAAAUCAGAAAAUGUUAAUUCUCAAGUUCUCAAGAAUUCUCUGGUUAUCAAAGUAUUGGGUAAUAAUAUCCCUUUUCCAGUAUGUAGCAGAGAACUAAGGAGACAAUGGGCUAGAUUUAGUAAUUUCCAUCUCACGACUUUGGGGCUUGACUGGAUUCUAUGUUCCUUUUCAAAAUCAGAAGUAGUUGAAGAAGUCUUGGAGGGAAGUCCUUGGUUCAUAGGAGGAAAUAUAAUUGGACUAGAUAAAUGGUCCCCCAACUUUUCACCCGAAGCCCUUAAAGGACUUACAGCUCUGAUAUGGAUUCGAUUGCCAUGUUUACCAUUGCACUGCUGGGAUGAACAGAACAUCUGUCGGAUAGCUUCCAAGAUAGGAAUUCCUAUUUAUCUAGAUGGGAAUUCUUUUAAAUGGGGUAAAAGAGAAUAUGCCCGAGUAUGUGUAUGCAUGGAUCUGGACAAAAAAGUUCCUAAGGGAAUUUGGAUAGAAGGGCUACAUGGCCAUUUAAAGAGCAAAUGUUCUUUGAUCAAUAAUGCUUCUUCCAGAACAGUAGCUGAAGUAUUUAAAGUUAAUGGGAAGAUAACGGAUCAAGAACGAGAUUCAUUCAAUAAAACCAUUGGUUUGGAAGAGAACAAAAGCACUGAAGUUCUAUUGAAUAACUGUUUCAGUAUCCUGGAAGAAGACUUGCAUAACAAUGAUCUUGAUGAGCCCAAAGAUAAAGGCAGUAAUGCAUAA